Molecule: messenger RNA, 1190 nt
Organism: Apis laboriosa (Himalayan honeybee)
Lineage: Eukaryota; Metazoa; Arthropoda; Insecta; Hymenoptera; Apidae
Product: armadillo repeat-containing protein 7
Exons: 4
Molecular function (GO): protein binding
Source: RefSeq, a predicted model, not a curated record
GUCUCUUAUAGUAUAUUGCAAAAUUAAUAUUUCUCAUUUUUGUGUAUUAUAUUAAUAUUAUUAUAUUAAUAUUAUUGUAUUAAUAUGUAUUGUAUUAAAUAUUAAUCAGAAUAUUUUACUCAAUAAUAACGUAGAUAAAAGUCCUCGUUGCUUAUAAUAUAAAAUAGUGAAAAAAUUAUUUGACUUUAAACUAACAAAAUAACAUGAAUUAAAUAUUAAUUAUUAUUAAUAAGAGUAAUGUUUUUUUAUAUAAUAUAAAAAAAAAUUAUUCUCUUAUGUUUACUAGUAAGGAACAAUUGAUAAAACGUACUGGAAAGAAUUCUAUUGGUCGUUAUGAUUUCUUAAAACUUUUAGCUACAGAAUUUAAAACUACUAAAUCUAAAGAUGCAAAGGAACAAGUAUUGGCAAAUCUUGCUAAUUUUGCAUAUGAUCCUAUUAAUUAUGGAUAUAUAAGACAAUUAAAAAUAAUUGAUUUGUUUCUUCAUACUUUAUCAGAAGAUAAUUUAAAAUUAGUUCGUUUUGCUGUAGGAGGUAUCUGUAAUAUCUGUGUUGAUCCAAUAAAUAAAUUAUAUAUUUUACGUAAUCAAGGUAUUCAAUUAUUAACAUCACUACUUUCUUUACAAGAUGAAGAUAUCAUACUUUCAAUAAUUACUACUUUAAUAUUUUUAAUUAAUCCUGACUCUAAAAAUGAAAUAACAACUGAGUUAAUUGAAAAAAUAUCUCAUCUAUCAAAUUGUAAAAAUAAACGUAUAAAAAAUUUGAUAACAAUAUUUCUUAAAAUAUUUUUUAAAUUGUUAAAAAGAUAUUGCACAGGAUCUUCAGAUAUUUUAAAAACUCUAAAAGCUGGAAAUGAAAUAUCAGUUAUUAAAACUGUUACAAAAGAUGAUAUAUUAAAUUUUGCUAAAUUAACUGGUGAUUAUAAUCCAAUACAUUUUGAAGUAUCAAAUCAUCUUGUUCAUGGUGCUUUACUUAAUGGUUUAGUAUCAGGAAUACUUGGUACAAAAAUUCCAGGCCCAGGAACUAUAGUAGUUGAGCAAAAUUUUAAAUUUCCAGCACCAUGUUAUGCUGGAGAUAUAAUAGAAAUAAAAGUGCAAAUUGUUUCUAUAAGAAAAAUUAUGAAAUGUGAAUAUAUUUGUAUUGCAAAUGGAGAAAAAAUAGUUUUAAAAGGAAAUGCAAAACUAAUUAAAAAA